Molecule: messenger RNA, 2538 nt
Organism: Telopea speciosissima
Lineage: Eukaryota; Viridiplantae; Streptophyta; Magnoliopsida; Proteales; Proteaceae
Product: putative pentatricopeptide repeat-containing protein At1g56570
Exons: 2
Coding region: 120-2423 (767 amino acids)
Biological process (GO): RNA modification
Molecular function (GO): RNA binding; protein binding
Source: RefSeq, a predicted model, not a curated record
AUUUGCAAUACACAGAAUCUUACCCUUCAGAAACCAGGCGCUGCAUCAAGAUUUUUAAAGUGUCAUCUCAUCUGCUCUAACGAGUUAUAGCAUGUAAUCCUCACAGACGUAAAACAAACAUGGCACUAAAUGUCAUUCUCACGCCGGGUGUUUUUCUUUCUCAUCUUCAAUGCCAUUCUAUUGCAAAUGAUAAAAUUGGAAAUUCAAAUGUGCGUAUACCAUCUACAGCUACCCAAAACUCUCCUGUUGCCCUUGGAAGCAAAAUUUCUGCUCGUUCUGCUGUCUCUGCAACCGACCAACUACCUAAACUUCAGUUUUUUGUGGAUCAUCUACGGGAUUGUGCAAGAGAAGGAUCAAUAAGAGAAGGAAAAGUAAUUCACGCUUUGGUUUUAAAAUCCAGUUUUGACGAAAAGAAAACAAUAGUUCUCCUCAAUCAUGUGGCUGAUAUGUACUCAAAAUGCUCAGAUUUCGCUGCGGCUCGUGUGGUAUUUGAUAAAAUGCCUCAGAAAAACGUAUUCUCUUGGACGGUCAUGAUUGUUGGUUCAACGGAGAACAGGCAAUUUGAUGAUGGGCUUACAUUCUUCCGAGAGAUGCAGGGUUGUGGAAUUCUUCCAGACAAAUUUACUUAUUCCGCCGUCAUUCAAUCAUGUAUAGGGCUGAAUUGCAUUGAAUUGUGUGAAAUGGUGCAUGCCCAAAUUAUCAAGAAAGGCUUUUUGGCUCACAUUUUCGUUACUACUUCUCUACUCAACAUGUACUCGAAAUUAGGGAAGAUCGAAGAUUCAGUUCUGAUGUUUAAUACCAUGGCCGAGCACAACCAAGUUUCAUGGAAUGCGAUUAUAUCAGGCUUUAUAUCGAAUGGUCUUCAUGCAGAAGCGUUCAACCAGUUUCUGGCAAUGAAAAGUGAAGGCACAGAACCAAAUUCAUCUACGUUUGGUAGCGUCUUGAAAGCUGUUGCGAAGUUGGGUGAUGUCAGCAAGGGCAGAGAAGUGCACAACCAUAUAACUGAAUUGGGCAUGGAGUCUAAUGUUCUUGUGGGGACUGCACUCAUCGACAUGUACUCAAAUUGUGGCUGCUUGCCUGAUGCAAGAAAUGUAUUUGAUAAGAAUUUUACAGAUUGUCGAGUAAAUAUGCCAUGGAAUGCUCUGGUUUCCGGCUAUUCUCAAUGUGGUUGUAGCCAAGAGGCCUUAGAACUCUUCAUUGGGAUGUGUCUUAAUGGUGUGGAAUCAGACCUUUUCACAUAUGGUAGUGUGUUCAAAGCAAUUGCAGCUGUGAAGUAUUUGCAAUUUGGGAGGCAAGUGCAUGGGAAGGUUCUAAAGUUGGGGUAUGAUUCAAAAGCUUUAAAUGUGAAUAAUGCGAUUGCAGAUGCAUAUUCCAAAUGUGGUUCCCUUGAGGAUGCGAGAAAAGUUUUUGAAAGCAUGGAAACAAAGGAUUUGAUCUCCUGGACUACUAUGUUGACUGCUUAUGUCCAGUGUUCAGAAGGGGAAAAAGCACUAAACAUCUUCUCACAGAUGAGGAACGAAGGAUUUACACCUAAUGAGUUCUCAUUUGCCAGCAUCCUUGUAGGCUGUGCUAGUCUUUGUUUGCUUGAUUGUGGUCAACAACUUCAUGGACUCCUGUGUAAGUCAGGACUGGAAGAUCAUGAAUGCGUUGAGAGUGCUCUGAUUGACAUGUAUGCAAAAUGUGGCAACAUAAUAGAAGCCGAGAAAGUUUUCAGGGGAAUUGAUAGGCCUGAUGUUGUUUCAUGGACUGCAAUAAUAUCAGCCUACGCUCACCAUGGUUUAACAAGAAAUGCCCUUGAACUCUUUCAGACGAUGGAAGCAUCGGGUAUCAAGGCUAAUACCGUUACUCUUUUAUGUGUGUUGUUUGCUUGUAGUCAUGGAGGGAUGGUAGACGAAGGCAUCCAUUAUUUCCAAUCAAUGGAAGAAAGAUAUGGCUUGGUGCCCGAAAUGGAGCACUACGCAUGUAUCGUUGAUCUCUUGGGUCGUGUAGGCCGUCUCAAUGAUGCAAUGGAGUUCAUCAACAGUAUGCCAAUUGAGCCAACAGAUAUGGUUUGGCAGACCUUGUUAGGUGCAUGUAGGGUUCACAGAAAUGUUGAAUUGGGAGAGCUAGCAGCCAAGAAAAUCAUCUCAGUGAGGCCUGAGCACUCGGCAACUUACGUGCUUCUAGCAAGCACAUAUAUCGAAAUGGGUAGUCUAGAAGACGGGCUUAGUUUAAGAAAUAUGAUGAAAGACAGGAGUGUGCGGAAAGAACCAGGAUUUAGUUGGAUAUCUGUGAAAGGUAGAGUCCAUAAAUUUUUUGCUGGAGAUCAACAUCACCCUCAGAAGGAAGACAUAUAUUCCAAGUUAGAUGAACUGUGGGACAAGAUGAAGGCCAUGGGUUAUGUACCAGACUUAAGAUACAUAUUGCAAGAAGCAGGGGAGUGAGAAUGAUUUGUCAUACAUGCAACAAAGCAUAUGUAUCAAUGUUGUUAUUACUCCAUUUUUUCAUGGGAACAUAACAAAAUAUUGUACCACAAUUGGCCUGGUGAUGCUCUUUGGU